AUGGUUAUUGAUGUAAAAAGGGAUGUCGUCCAGCUCGCCUUCAUUCCGCUGAAGAUUGAGCGUCUUGAGAUAAAGUACAUUGAUCUCAGUCAACGUCUGUCUGCAUCACGUGAUCUCGCUGAGUUCAUUUGUAAGAUGCCUAAUCUCAGGGAACUUUGUCUCGGUGGUGAAUAUGAAGAAACACGUUCCUCACUUCACGAAGAGUUCUAUUCAACGUUAUCAUCCUUAGCAUCAUCCGCAAAGAUUGAGAUUCUUCAUUACAGUGAGAAUCUCAGUCAACGUCCGUCUGCAUCACGUGAUCUUGCUCAGUUCAUCUGUAAGAUGAAUCAUCUGAAGAACCUCAAACUCUACGGUCAGUAUCAUGAUGACUUCUACUCAACAUCAUCGUCGAUGGCAUCAACUGCAAAGAUUGAGAUUCUUCAUCACAAUGAGAAUCUCAGUAAACGUCCGUCUGCAUCACGUGAUUUCGCUCAGUUCAUCUGUAAGAUGAAUCAUCUGAAGAACCUCACACUCUCCAGUCAGUAUCAUGAUGACUUCUACUCAACAUCAUCGUCGAUGGCAUCAACUACAAAGGAUGAAUGCAACACGAGUUCAACUGUGACUGAUCUGACCGUUACUGAUAUGGCACUAAGAGAAUGGCAGGAUUGUGGUUCGAUGUUUGACAAUGUGAAGAGGAUCACCAUACAGGUAUGGGGCGCGAUCAGAUGUGACGUCAUCCAGAGGAUCCAUCUACCAGCAGCGACAGAGCUCACUAUUCAAAGAUAUGACAUGUAUGGGUAUGUUGCUUGCCUGGCUUCUCUCUACGAUGAUCCCACCUCACUACCCAAUGCACUCCACAAUGUCUCAUCUCAGCUUGUCAAGGUCACAUUCACAGAUCUCAACAUCGGUAACGAUCAGGCCGAACGCAUCAUUCAAGCUUUCAAAUCAACACACGAUCUCAAAAAUCUGAGGAUCCUGGGAUUCAUAAGAUGUGGGACUGAUGAGAGCUUAGAUCCUUCUAGCAUUGAUUCUAAUGAUGAACAUAGGAUACAGGUGGAGAUAGUACAUGGCGAACCAGAGUGGUAGUAAUUUCGAAGAUGAAGUUGCGGCAUGACGACUCAGACGAUCCUAACAUGGCAGCCAACAUGAAACACAGGGGUUGUUUUUUUUUCAUUUCGGUUUAUCGUACAGUAUUCGGAAUAGUUAUAGAGGUAGAUAUGCUCCCGCUGUCGAUCAGUUGGCAACGUCAUGAACGUCAUGACUUGUACUAUGACAGUUAAAUGACCGACCUGGGCGUUAUUCCAGGGGGUAUUAAAAUGCAUCUGAUGUUAUAGGGCGUUAAGUAUUUUAUUGUUUGAAAAUGAUUAGAUCUAUACAAACAUGACAAAUGAGACCACUCCAUGGUGUCAGUACACUUUGUCAAAAAAGGACAACAUAUGUUUGGAGCCGAGUAAAUUAACAUUUUUCAAUUUUAUGUGGUUCAAUCAAGUUUUAUAUUAUUGUAAAUUCAUUAAACAUUACAAAA
Messenger RNA from Lytechinus variegatus (green sea urchin), 1504 nucleotides. RefSeq lists its product as uncharacterized. The transcript has 7 exons. Lineage: Eukaryota; Metazoa; Echinodermata; Echinoidea; Temnopleuroida; Toxopneustidae. The record is from RefSeq and is a predicted model, not a curated record. The coding region runs from base 1 to 1065 and encodes 354 amino acids.